AAAUUGGUGCGAGGAGCUGCCUUUUCACGGAGCGGGGAAGUCGUAGCCACGGAGGUGGCGAAGGAGGAGGUUGAGGAAACGGAGGCGGUCACUGAAGCCAAGGUGCCCGCGGGUGAGGGAUGGGGUGGGGGCGCAGUAGAUGUGGAGGAGAUGGCGGUGACGGUGACGGUGGCGGGUGCGACGUUGCUGAUGGCGAUGGCAGUGGCGGUGAGGCGGCGACAGCCACGGAGACGGCGACGGCCAUGGCAACGAUGUGACGGCGACGGCGACAAUGUGAAGGAGGCAGUGACUGUGAAGGAUGUGGCGGAAGAUAGAUAUAGGGUGGAUGCGUGGUCGUGGGCGGUGGGCUUUGGGCAGUUAGAGGAAGCGGAUGGACGAUUGUCGGUGUUGGUACAAAACAGUGAGUUUUUUGGAAUGGUGCGCAUUACUCAAUGGUCGUCUUCGAGAGAC
Gryllus bimaculatus (two-spotted cricket) is the source of this 450-nucleotide messenger RNA. The record is from the annotation of a GenBank genome assembly. Lineage: Eukaryota; Metazoa; Arthropoda; Insecta; Orthoptera; Gryllidae.